Nerophis lumbriciformis (worm pipefish) is the source of this 1399-nucleotide messenger RNA. Its product is annotated as retinol-binding protein 1-like. Lineage: Eukaryota; Metazoa; Chordata; Actinopteri; Syngnathiformes; Syngnathidae. Gene Ontology annotation, molecular function: lipid binding. The record is from RefSeq and is a predicted model, not a curated record.
UUAAAAGGACUUGAAAGGACUCGAAACUCAAAAUGCAGGACUUAGGACUUGACUUGAGACUUUCCAGUCUUGACUUUGGACUUGACUCGGGGCUUGCCUGUCUUGACUCGGGACUUGACUCGGACUUGAGGGCAAAGACUUGAGACUUACUUGUGACUUGCAAAACAAUGACUUGGUCCCACCUCUGGACAAUACUGACUGCUUUUUAAAGAGAGUGCGGCUUUCUGCAGUCGAAGAGAAUUUGACUACAUCUGGCCCACAUUGCAAGAUUUCCAAAACGCAGUACGUUAUUUCUAUGGGCCCCGUUUCCUGGUUUGUGUUUGUGUAACCCCUCAUGUGAGACUGAAAGGAACUCAUUAUACGCAUAAAUCGGCGCUCACAUGGAAUUACAUAUGUACUGUAAUCCCUCGCAGGCACGGUCAGCAUAAAGGUGCAUUGUACCAUUACGUGACGCUAACGUGCGCGGAGAAGUGGGCGGUGCGAGCGGCGUUUUCCAUUAAAAAAAUGGGACCCGGCAGGUAAUCGGAUUAGAUUUGAGUUGGGUUCAAAUGGGGGAUUGAGAGAGCGGGAUUUGCACUCCGGCACAAGUGGCCUAGCACAGCCCAUCUCCUCGCCCACCGAGAGUGAAAUACGACGAAGCCAGAAUGCCUGUGGAUCUGAACGGAUACUGGAAAAUGAUCUCCAACGACAACUUUGAGGAGUACCUCAAGGCUCUAGACGUCAACGUUGCCAUCAGAAAAAUCGCCACUCUGCUGAAGCCCGACAAGGACAUCGCCCACGACGGGGAUCACAUAAUCAUCAAAACCCUCAGCACCUUCAAGAACUACAACAUGGAUUUCUAUGCGGGCAAAGAGUUCGAGGAGGAUUUGUCCGGCGUGGAUGACAGGAAAUGCAUGACCACCAUCACCUGGGAGGGAGACAAGCUGGUGUGCGUGCAGAAAGGGGAGAUCGAAGGACGAGGCUGGACCCACUGGGUGGACGGAGACGAGCUUCAUCUGGAGCUGAGAGCUGCAGGGGUGGUCUCCAAGCAGGUCUUCAAGAAGACAUAAAGUACCUUCUCGAGCCAAGCAUCCAGUCCAUUAGGUAGUUCUCCCUAACCUUAGGAUCUCCAUGAACCACACCUUCACUGCUUCCUCCAUCAAUAGCUGCCCUGCUGUGCAUCGUGUCACAGCCCAGAAACACUGACUCGGGGGUGGGUUCUUGUUCAAUGAGCACAUGUGGAUGCAUUGAAGUGAGUCCACCAGGUCCAUCUUAAUAAAUUGAUUAAAAAAUUGCCUUUGACUGUAGUUAAGGGACGCCAGCCUUCAGGACCAAGACGUGUGUGUAAAUAUAUGAUAUCCCUCCCAGUUCUUAUUGGACUGUGACACUGAUCAAACCAAUCAAUAAAAGAAAACAAACA